UCAUCGAUGGUGCUUUCAGCUGCCAUUUUUCUCUAAAAUAACAAGUCACACAGAGUCACCAAUCUUCACGCGUGCUUUGUUUAUGUUCAUCAAAAUGCGCAUAAAAAUAAAGUUCUUAGCAACUUCAGGACUGCUUAAGCGCUCUGGUUACCAUGGUAAUCAUAAGCGUCAGCAUACAAAAUUAGGACAGCCGUUCAGUGCGUAUAGAGUUUGGACUGCACGCAUUCAUGCGAACCAGUGGAGGCUUGAGCCAUGGACAACUGUGAUUUAGAAAAGCUCUCCGUUUCUGCUGGGAAGCUCCAGCCAGCCUUCUCAUCAGAAGCUACAGACUACAAAGUGUCAGUGCAGAGCAGCGUCAACAAAGUCACUUUAAACCUGACUACCAGUGACUGUGGAGCUUCGUACACUAUUCUCUCUUGUGACCGUUCCAAAACUAUUAAACUAAAAGAUGGGUUGAACAGAGUGGAAAUUGAGGUGGUAGCUGAAGAUGGCACCACAAAGAAAUACAGACUGGAAAUCACCAAACUUUCAUCAAAGAUUGCAGAGCUCAGUAACCUGGGUUUGGAUGGGAAUAUUGCAAUCUAUCCACCAUUUACCCCCAAAACAUAUGAAUACAGUUGUAAUGUUCCCUUUUACUGCAAUGAAGUGACACUACUUCCAAAAGUGCCAGACAAACUCAUAAAAGUUACCAUAAAUGGGAAGAGCAGCUCCCAAUCAGUCCCACUAAAUUUUGGAGACACUAUGGUGGAAGUCUCAGUCUGUUCAGCAGAUGGCACCAUUUCACAGGUAUACACCGUGUUGGUGACUCGAGAACUAAUUCCCAUAGCUGUGACCUUCACUGAUGGGAAGCAGCAGCUGGACUUUGAAUGUCCAGUGUCUCUGAGUGCUUUUUACAGGCCUGUGUCUGUCAUCCACAGUAAACCAAAGAGCAUCUUCUCAAGGCCGUACGUUGAGAUGCUAACACGAAGAUCAAAAGUUGACCCGCUUAGCGAUUGUCCUCUAGGAGAUGAUUGGAGGGUCCCUGAACUGGACCUUGACAAAAAGAUGUCUGCUGCUAUGGUCAAGUGUUUCUUUUGUUACAGAGGAUGUGACAGAGUGAUGGAACUAUCAGAGCUGGGGUCACAUUCCCUGGACUGUCCACACAAACCCACAGGGGACCUCAAUGCAAAGGAUGUCACAGAGACAGAUUGGUAUAAGGAAAACUUUGAAUCAUCCAGCUGUUUGAAGAUUGAAACUAAACAUGAUUGUGAGAUACAUAACUGGGAGAAAAGACUGCAAAUGUCUGCAGAAGAAGACAGUGUGGAGAAAUUGUGUGCACUGGCUGAGGAACAACUGAAACACUACAGGAAACAUCUUCCAAAAUCAGGGGAACGUUUGCAUCAUGAGGAUGGCGAGUCUCCUCUGCAUAGCCUGGAGCAGGCUGCUAUUUACUAUGCAUCAGCUAUUAGACUCAGAUUCAGAGAUGCCAGACUCCACUUUCUGCUGGGUCUCAUUCUGGAGGAGCAACACUAUGCUACAGAGGUGUACGGCCUCCAGAGAAAGGCUGACAGAGGCAGGGAUGAAUUAAGUGAUGCCAAAUCAAUAGUACUUCAGGAUGACAUUCUGGGUGUGUGUAAGCUGCAUGGCUUCCUUGGCACGCCUACGGUGGAGAAACAGCUGCAGGCCUUGGAUAAAGAGUUUCAGUUGCUCAAAGAGCAAGGGCAGUCAAGCAAAGCAGACUAUGUCCAGACUCUCUACAUCUGGCUCUCCAAGAAAACUAGCAGGGAUAGCAGUGCAGUGAUGCAGGAUGAGGAGAGCUCUGGCCACCGAGCCCUGGUGAAGUACUUGGAUGCCUGGUCCCUGAGUCCAGACAACUGGGAGUUCAGUCUGCAUGUAGGAAGGCUUCUGUUGCUUCAGGGGAGGAGCAGGGAAGCUCUGCAGCACCUUCAGAGCGGCCUGGCAUUACGCCCUCUACACCCUGCUCUAAGAUUCUUCACAGGGCUGGCUCUGUUGCAGCAGGAGCAGAAAGCCUCAGAGGGCACAGAAAGAGAGGCUGCACUAUUCUUACAUCAGGGACUGGAGCACUUUGUCAGCCAGUGCUGCAGGAAGAGCCACGUGGAACAGGAUCCAUCAGAUCCUCUGUCCAGUCUCAAUAGACAGUUCCUGCGAGGCCUUAUCACUCUUGGCCAGCUGCAGCAGAGGAACACGCUGUCUGGGAAGAGCAUGAGUGCAGAACAGGUAUAUCACUUUGUAGCAGUGCUGACUGCCCAGAGUGUGAGUCAGUGUGCGUGUCGCAGUGAUGUGACCAGGCAGCUGGAGUGGGUGCUGCUCGAUGCUCACUUCGCCCUGCUGCAGAAACUGAACCAGCAGGGCAAAGGCCACGCUGAGGCUGGUAUCACGACGCGGUCCCUGGUGGCGAAGAGAUGCCAGGCCCUCACAGCGCUCAUACGUCUCACCACCAUCACUCCCUGUCGGGAACUACUGGACAUCCAGGAGAGAACAUGUCAACUGGCAGUGGUGACUACGCCACGGGACAGCCAUGCCCUGUGCCUCCUUGGUCUGGCUCAGCUGGCCCAAUAUGACAACAACCCAAGUUCAGAUAAGUCUAGAGAUGCCAGAAGUGAUGCCUGCCUCAGCUUCCAGGCCAGCAUUGAGCUGGAAGGCAAGCUUCAGAAUGGAGAACCACCUGAGCAGCUUAUAAAACAAAAGUGGUGGAUGAACCAGCUGGAGACUGAGAACAAGAAAGCUGUCCCACCAUCUACUACUCCAACCACCCAAGCAAAGGUACCUUUUAAAAAAGAUGUGGCCAAAAGAGGAGCUAAGCAGGGCAGGGGAGGGACCAGUCAGGGGCAGGCAGCUGUGACCAAAACUCAGACUCCUGCCACAUCAGCCCCCAUCAGGGGGGGGAAGGCCACUUGGCCUCCAGCCAAAACCCCUGCAGUCAGGGGGAGAGCUGGAGCAGCUGCCAAGACAGAUAAAUCAGGUAAACCUUCCAACAACAGUACCAAACCCAAGCUCCCUGCAAACAAGCCUAAACAGGAUUGUUGUCCUAAGACUGUUGAGCCUGCAGAAGAGCCUGUUGUAGUGCCAAGAGUCAGUGGGCCCAGCGUAGUGAACCGAAUGUCUCAUGUAUCACGACUGGGUCUGGCUCGGGUCCUCUCACACUCUGCAGACACUCAGGACCAGGCAAAGCAACUCUACCAAGAGGUCAUCGCCAUGGCACCAGGGAUCCACGAUGCCUACAUUGAGCUUGCGCAGCUUCUGGAGCCGUCUGAUCCUGGAGCUGCUAUAGACGUCUACUGCAGAUUCCCACAGAAGCCUGUGGCUGAGCAGAGUUUCGAUGAUGCCUUCAUCACUGGGGAGAUCAUCCGCAUGCUAAUGUCCCAGGAGCAGUAUGACCACCCACAGCUGGGCCCCAGUCUGGUGGCGCACGCCAAAGUCAUGGGCCUAAGUUGCAUAGAGAAAUAUAUCGAUAUUUUGGAUGGAAAGUCAAGGACCACGCUGGUGAAAAGUGUCUACGCAAACAUUCAUGACAAAGAAGUGGAUGAUCCUGAUCUAAAUGACUUUUUCAGGUUUAAAUGCUGGAUAUGACAAU
Melanotaenia boesemani (Boeseman's rainbowfish) is the source of this 3574-nucleotide messenger RNA. RefSeq lists its product as uncharacterized. Gene Ontology annotation, molecular function: protein binding; ubiquitin protein ligase activity. Lineage: Eukaryota; Metazoa; Chordata; Actinopteri; Atheriniformes; Melanotaeniidae. The record is from RefSeq and is a predicted model, not a curated record. Bases 253 to 3570 code for a protein of 1105 amino acids. The transcript is spliced from 21 exons. Gene Ontology annotation, biological process: ubiquitin-dependent protein catabolic process; protein polyubiquitination.